This is a messenger RNA of Balaenoptera ricei (Rice's whale), 804 nucleotides long. RefSeq names its product melanoma-associated antigen 10-like. Gene Ontology annotation, cellular component: nucleus. NCBI's taxonomy places the organism in Eukaryota, Metazoa, Chordata, Mammalia, Artiodactyla, Balaenopteridae. Bases 1 to 804 code for a protein of 267 amino acids. The transcript is spliced from 2 exons. Gene Ontology annotation, biological process: negative regulation of transcription by RNA polymerase II. The record is from RefSeq and is a predicted model, not a curated record.
AUGAGUGAGCUGCACCAGCCUGAGGCAGACCUUCAGGCCCCAGUCCAGGCCCAGGGCCCGGUGGAGGCGCAGCUGUUCGGGGCUGCGGGCGAGGAGGCCGCAUCCCCCUCGCCCUCCUCCUCCUCUUACCCUGUCCUGUUCCAGGAAGAUGCGGAUCCCUUGCACCUAGACCCACUACCACUGAAGGUGGCUGACCUGGUGGCAUUCCUGCUCCUCAAGUAUCGCACCAAGGAGCUGACCUCCAAGGCGGAGAUGCUGAAUAUCGUCUUCAGAGACCACUGGGACCAGUUCCCCAGACCUUCGGUCUUCAGCCAAGCUUGCGAGUGCAUGCAGCUGGUGUUUGGCGUGGACGUGAAGGAGGUGGACCCCCACGAGCGCACCUACGUCCUGGUCCCCACCCUGGGCCUCACCUGUGAUGCAGUGCUGAGCGAUGGGCAGAGGCCCAAGGCCGGCCUCCUGGUGAUGCUCCUGGGCCUGAUCGCCCUGUACGGUGACCACGCCCCUGAGGAGGAGGUCUGGGAAGCACUUAGCGUGAUGGGGGUGUGUGCCGGGAGGGAGCACUGCAUUUACGGGGAGCCCAGGGAGCUGCUCACCAAAGUGUGGGUGCAGGAGGGCUACCUGGAGUACCGGCAGGUGCCCCACUGUGACCCCGCCCGCUACGAGUUCCUGUGGGGUCCCCGGGCCCACGCGGAGACCAGCAAGUGGCAGGUCCUGGAGCAUCUGCUCAGGGUCAGUGGAUGGGAUCCCAGGUCCUUCCCAUCCCUGUGUGCAGAGGGUGUGAGCGAUGAGGAAGAGGGGGCCUGA